Molecule: messenger RNA, 4450 nt
Organism: Lactuca virosa
Lineage: Eukaryota; Viridiplantae; Streptophyta; Magnoliopsida; Asterales; Asteraceae
Source: the annotation of a GenBank genome assembly
AGACAACAUAAAGAAGGAAGAAAGAGUGCUCGAUUGUUGAGAUGUAGUGAGAACAACUGUUUCUUCGCAUAGAUAGAUACACUGACGCUAUAUCUACACAUACGAUGUCGACGAGCUUCAACAGCGGCCCUCGUAGCCCUGCUACGAGCUCCAGGCUACAGUUAGGAGGCGUUGGUGGUAUCUCCAGGGCUAUGAGAUCUUCUUCGUCCAAGAAACCGCCGGAGCCUCUUCGCCGCGCAAUCGCCGAUUGUCUCUCUUCUUCUCUUCUAUCCGUCCAGGGCAGCUCUUCAGCCGUUGUAUCCGAAGCUUCCAGGACUCUUCGGGACUAUUUAGCAUCUCAUGCAACUACUGACCUGGCCUAUGGUGUGAUAAUAGAGCACACACUUGCAGAGAGAGAGCGAAGCCCUGCUGUAGUUGCAAGGUGUGUGGCUCUUUUGAAACGUUAUCUCCUGCGAUAUAAACCAAGUGAGGAGACCCUACUAGAAGUUGAUCGGUUUUGUUCAAAUAUAAUCAUGGAAUGUGAUAUUAGCCCAACCAGAAGACAAGCUGGUGGUUCAUCCUCUACUUUAAAUGUAUCAUCACCUUUGCCUGUUGCAAGUUUUGCUUCAGGUGCACUUGUGAAAUCACUAAACUACAUUCGUUCUCUAGUGGCUCAACAUGUUCCAAAAAGAUCAUUCCAACCCGCAGCUUUUGCUGGAGCCACUUCUGCAUCAAGACAGUCACUUCCAUCAUUAUCAUCUCUAAUGAGUAAAUCUUUCAAUUCCCAAAUUAGCCCUGGAAUCGGUAAAGAAUCUUCCGAGAACAAAGAAGGUUCUUCUGUUUCCGUUCUGGAUUCACCAAUUCCUGAAGAUAUUGAUGGAAUUGAAGGCGAUGAAUUCAUAGCCCGUGAUGUAUUCAAAUGGCGAUGGCAUGGGGACCCACAAUCAUCUUUGCUUUCUUCUGAUAGUCCUUUGAAUCAUCAAGACAUGAGUAAGCACAAUUUUCUUGAAGUAGGUGCUGCUGCCCUUCUUUUAGGGGACAUGGAAGCUAAAACAAAGGGUGAAUUUUGGAGAAAUUUUGGUAGCAUUGAUAUGCCUUACCUUGAUCAACUAUUACAGCCUUCAUUACUCACUACUGUAACAAAUUCCGCAUCUGCACGUGCUCAUUUGAGAGCAAUAACAGCUUCUAAACGUUCCAAAACAGGCCCUCAUCAGAUUUGGGAAGAUUCUCCUCUAACAACUUUCCGCCCUCGUUCUCGACCACUUUUCCAAUAUAGACACUACAGUGAACAACAACCAUUACGAUUGAAUCCAGAUGAAGUGGGAGAAGUUAUAGCUGCAGUUUGUUCAGAAAAACCUUCUCCAGUUCCUAAUAUGAUGACAAUCUCAUCUAAAUUAAGUAGCAGUAGUGGGAAGCCAUCAAUGGAUGUGGCUGUGAGUGUUUUAAUCAAACUUGUAAUUGACAUGUAUGUGUUGGACUCUGGGAUUGCUGCUCCACUCAUGCUAUCUAUGCUUGAGGAAAUGCUUAGUUCUUCACAGUUGACCUCAAAAGUUCGUGCUUUUGACUUAAUUUUAAACCUUGGGGUUCAUGGCCAUUUAUUGGAGCCACUUUUAGCUGAUGAUGCUUCCACCAUUGAAGAAGAAUACACUCAAGAACCAUACCUUGACAAAAACAUGUCCAUAAAGCAAGAUUACCUCAAGGCCCAAAGUUUAUCAGCAAUAAAUAACUUUGAAUCAUGGAUAUUGUGCAUUUUAUAUGAAGUCCUCCUCCUUCUGGUGCAGGCAGAAGAGAAGGAAGAAUCUGUGUGGGCUUCUGCUCUUAGUUGUUUACUAUAUUUUGUUUGUGAUAGAGGCAAAAUUCGUAGAAGCAGAUUAAGAGGUCUUGACAUAAGAGUUAUUAAAAUGCUUAUACAAAUUAGCAGGAGAAACUCAUGGGCAGAGUUGGUUCAUUGCAAGUUAAUCAACAUGUUAACAAACAUGUUUUAUGAAGUCCCUGAUGUGUCCACCACAUCUACACCGACUUUUCUUGUGGAUCAAGUUGAUGUAAUUGGAGGAAUUGAGUUUGUGUUCAUCGAGCUAGUGAUCUCCAACUCCAGAGAAGGCAGGAGAAAUUUAUAUCUGGUGCUUUUCGACUAUGUUGUUCAUGAAAUAAAUGAAAGCUGUAUAGCUAAUGGAAUUUCUGAAUAUAGCAAUGAUGAGAUACAGCCAAUCGCUUCCUUACUCACUCUUGCAGAUGCACCAGAAGCUUUACAUAUUUCUGUUAAACUUGGUAUAGAAGGAAUUGGUGAUAUUUUAAGAAGGUCCAUUUCUGCUGCUUUACCAAGAUACUCCAACAGUGAAAGACUCAAUAUGCUAUUGGAGAAAAUCAUGGAGAAAUUUGAUGCACUGUUAAGAUCAUUAACUCACCUGGACAAAGAAUUCAGUCAUAUGACAGAACUUACAAAAUCGUACAAAUACUUAGAGAGCUUUCAGGAAGGAUUUGUGAGAAACAGUUAUGCCUUAAAAGUGAAGCUUGCAUGGGCCACUUUACAUUCUCUUCUUCAUUCAGAACGUGCAGCCAUUCGUGAAAACGGUUAUGUAUGGUUAGGUGAUCUGCUUAUAGCAGAGAUAAACUACGAAGGGGAUUCCAUUUGGUCAAACAUAAAGAAUCUACAAAAAAGAAUCACACUUGCUUCUGUUAAAGAUUAUUCACCUGAAUUGGAUAUUCCACUACCCAUUUGGCUCAUGUGUGGACUUUUGAAGUCCAGAAACAAUCUUAUAAGAUGGGGCUUCCUUUUUGUUCUUGAAAGACUUCUCAUGAGAUGUAAAUUUUUAUUGGAUGAAAAUGAGUUACAACAUUCGGUUACAGUUACUAACGAAGCUCAUGGGAAAACACGUCUUGAUAAAGCAAAUGCUGUCAUUGAUAUUAUGAGCAGUGCUUUAUCCUUGGUGGCUCAGAUAAACGUCACAGAUCGUAUGAAUAUUUUGAAGAUGUGCGACAUUCUAUUUUCUCAAUUGUGUCUGAAAGUGAUACCUGGAAACACGUCCACAUCAGCAGACACAUUGCGUAGUUGCAAGAGUUUUAAUUACUCGGUUUGGAAUAAAAAGGCGAGCGUGAUGGAAGAUCUCCCUGUAAGAGAGAACUUUUGCUGGGAACCAGUGGAGGAUAGCAAGGGCAGAUUUGGAAUUAACAAAAAUAAUUCUGCCACCGCAGCAAGUAGUGAGACGGCAUCAAUGGCAGCAUUGCUUCUUCAAGGACAGGCGAUUGUUCCUAUGCAACUGGUUGCACGUGUGCCUGCUGAUUUGUUUUACUGGCCUUUGAUUCAACUGGCGGCUGCAGCUACAGAUAAUAUAGCACUUGGUGUUUCUGUUGGGAGUAAAGGAGGUGGAAACCUACCUGGCGCCACGUCAGAUAUUAGAUCCACUCUUCUUUUACUGCUGAUUGGUAAAUGCACUGCGGAUCCUGGUGCUUUUAAAGAAGUUGGUGGUGAAGAGUUCUUCAGGGAGCUAUUAGAUGAUACUGAUUCUAGGGUGGCUUACUUCUCUUCAACCUUCCUUUUAAAGAGGAUGAUGACUGAAGAAGCGGAUAAAUACCAACGUGGACUCUCGUCUCUUGUAUCCAGAGCUCAACAGAGUAACAAUGAGAAAUUAUUGGAGAAUCCUUACCUUCAGAUGCGUGGUCUACUUCAGUUAUCAAGUGAAGGACUAUGGAAUUAGAUUGCAUAUUAAAUUAGUAUUUUCCAUUUUUGAGAGAGUCCCCUUUUCUUGAGUUGAGAAUCAAAGCUGAGUGAAGCUGGCAGUGGGUGAAUCACAAAGUCAAAGAUGGUUGUUAAAUUGGUCAAAAUACCCGGACUGGGAGAUCUCAAAUUGAUUGGUUUUCUGUUGAAAUGUUGUGUGGUUGGUUUGGAUUGUUGAUGUGCAAAAGGCCUUGAUCCUGAGAUGAAAUUUUUGAGAGCGGUGGGUGGGUGGGUGUGUCUGUUUCUGUUCUGUUGUGGAAAUAAAUAAAUACGCAAAAUACAUACAUAUAUGUCAACUUGUACACAUCCGUUCAAAGUAUCGAAUAACCCAUACUCUCCAGUUGAACGCAUGCAGUGUGUUGGGCCGAGGAUUUGUGUUUAUUAAUGUACAAGAGGAGAGGAGAUUUGAAAGUUGGCAUGUGUGAAGGUGGGUGUUGUUAAUUAAGAAUAAUCAUCUCAAGAUUUUGGUCUCAGGAUAUGCUUCAAUCAAAUCAAAGUAAAAGUAUAUAAACAAACGUUGGAGUUCAUUCAUAAAUUGUACAAGCACAAGUUGAAUUAUUGAAGGGGUCAGUCAGGUCAUGGCAAGGUGCAUCUGGUAAAUAUCCUGUUAUUUAUGGAAGACAUUAGAUACAUAUGUGUAAAUGUAUGUUUUUUGUUGCUUUUCUUCUUAGGUUCCCUCCCUUCCUCCCUCAACAUUUUUGUAAUACAUAGUUGCACAAUUUCACCCCUCAAAUGUAUAUACAUUUUUUGUUACCA